GGCAGGAAUCCCAAUGUGCCUGUGGUGAACAUCUCAUUUUUGAAACAACAUUUGUACAAGGGGCAGGUGUCCGUCCUCACCAUGUUCUGGAAAUUUGAUCUGAACACAACGUCGCACGUUGACAAGCUUCUGGACAAGCAGGAUGUGGCGCUACGUGAGUUGAUGGAUGAAGAUGACCUCCUCCAGGAGUGCAAAGCGCAGAACCGCAAGCUGGUGGACUUCCUCUGUCAGCAAUCCAGCAUGGAGGAGCUGGUCGGCCUCAUCACUCAUGAGCCGCCCCUGGACAUGGACGAGAAGGUCCGCUUCAAGUAUCCCAACACGGCCUGCGAACUGCUGACCUCCGACGUGCCACAGAUCAAUGACAAGCUGGGCGGGGAGGAGGCGCUGCUGAGCAUGCUCUGUGGCUUUCUGGACCAGGAGCCUCCGCUGAACCCCUUGCUUGCCAGCUUCUUCAGCAAGACCUUGGGCAGCCUCAUCGCCAGGAAAACGGAGCAGGUGAUUUCAUUUUUGCAGGAAAAAGUCACGUUUAUUGACCUGGUGCUGAAGCACAUUAAUACGUCCGCCAUGAUGGACCUUCUCCUGCGACUCAUCAGCUGCGUGGAGCCAGCUCAGCUGCGGCAGGAAGUGCUCAAUUGGCUGAAUGAAGCAAAGGUCAUUCAGAGACUCGUGGAGCUGAUCUCUCCCAGCCAAGAUGAGGAUAGGCAGUCCAAUGCUUCCCAGACCUUGUGCGAUGUCAUCAGGCUAAGCAGAGAUCAGAGCAAUCAACUCCAGGAGGCAGCUGAUCCUGAUCCACUCCUUGCCGUGUUGGAGUCGCAGGAAUGCGUGGAGCAGCUCUUGAAGAAUAUGUUUGAUGGGGAGAAGACGGAGAGCUGCCUUGUGAAUGGAACUCAGGUUUUGCUGACGCUGCUGGAGCCGAGACGUGCCGGAACGGAGGGGCUCGUGGAUUGUUCCUCUCAGGGGUGCGAUAGGUCCUACAUUGUCAACAGCAGCAUCUUGCUUGGCAUCAAACCCCGGCUGAAGGACUUCCACCACCUUCUGCUCAGUCCCCCCAAGAGGAGCUCCAUCCUGACAACCAUUGGAGUCCUGGAGGAGCCGCUGGGCAAUGCCCGUCUGCAGGGGGCCCGGCUGAUCGCGGCCCUUCUUCACACAAACACUGCCGGCAUCCACCAGGAGCUGUGUCGCCUGAACACUAUGGACCUGCUGCUGGACUUGUUUUUUAAAUACACUUGGAAUAACUUUUUGCAUUUCCAAGUGGAAUUGUGUAUAGCAGUUAUUCUGGCUCACUCUGCAAAUGAAAGCAAAUCAACUACAACAGAUAUGGAGAAUAAGGAGGGACUGGACGGGGGCCCGGCUUCAGAGGACUUGGAAGUGCCCAUCAGCCAUCCUGAAAACGUCAUGGUGACACACUUAUUCCAGACAUGCGGCCUGGUGCAGAGGAUCCUGGAUGCCUGGGAGGCAAACGACAAAAUACAGGCCAGCGGUGGGAUGAGGAGAGGCAACAUGGGCCAUCUGACCCGAAUUGCCAACGCUGUCGUGCAGAAUAUGGAGAAGGGCCCCAUGCAGGCCCAGAUCAGUGAGUUUGUUAGAGGGCUUCCUGAGGAUUGCAGAGGGCGGUGGGAGAGCUUUGUGGAGGAGACGUUGACAGAGGCCAAUCGGCGAAACACGGUGGACUUGGUGAGCACCCACCACCUGCACUCUUCCAGCGAGGAGGAGGAUCUGGAGGCAGCCUUCCCCAACGAACUCUCUCUCCAGCAGGCAUUCUCUGAGUACCAGAUCCAGCAGAUGACGGCCAACUUUGUGGAUCAGUUCGGCUUCAAUGAUGAAGAGUUUGCUGACCAGGAUGACAACAUCAACGCACCUUUUGACCGGAUUGCAGAGAUCAGUUUCAACAUCGAUGCUGAUGACGACAGCCCUAAUGCCUCCCUGUUUGAAGCUUGCUGCAGUGAACGAAUCCAGCAGUUUGAUGAUGAAGAGGAAGAAGAUAUCUGGGAGGAGAAAGUAAUCAGCUAUGCAACCCAAGUCAAGUCCAGGACACGGUUUGGAGUGUCUCCUUCCUCAGAGGGUUCAUCCAAAAGCGACUUACAGAAUGGCGCUCAUGAUGACCACGGGGACUCGGGGGGAGAGGAAGCAGAGCCGGCCUCUUCCUCAACCGCGGCCAGCACUGAGGACGACGGCAGCCCUUUUGAGCAGAAGAGCUCGGGCCCCUCUCCUGAAGGCUCUGAGUGGACAGCUGUGUUUGAACCUGUAAGUGACGAGCCAGCAGUGCCGUGCGUGGCCAUGGACGUGGGCUCCAGUGUGUGGGAUUCUGCAGCCUUUGACAGCAAGACGUCCGAGGAGAGGGGCUGGGCUAAGUUUGCGGACUUCCAACCGUUUUGUUGCUCCGAAGCAGGCCCCAGGUGCAGUUCUCCUGUGGACACAGAGGGCAGUGAUUCCGAAGGAAACCCCAAGCAGAGCCAAGACAAGAACUUCAGCGCUGCCUCCCCUUGUGUUUGGAACAUCUGCAUGGCUCGGAAGGCGCCCCUGGUGGCCUCGGACAGCAGCUCCUCGGGCGGCUCAGACAGCGAGGAAGAGGAAGAGAAAGCUGGCGCGGUCACAGGAACGUUCAGCACAGGUUCAGCCCAGGAAGCCAUCCCACUGGCUGCGGAUGCUAAGGCUGAGGAGGCGGUGCUGACCAGCACUGCUGACUCCCUGGCUGCUGACCCGCUGACCAUCCUGCAGACCAGCUCCUGUAAGCCCCAGCCUUGCAGUGACCUCCGGCACGCAUCUGUUGCCUCCACAGAGGCCCAGAGAGACAGGAAAGAGGAGCUCCUGCCCGAAUCAGAAGCAGCCUUGAAUGGUCCUGCGUGA
Molecule: messenger RNA, 2847 nt
Organism: Euleptes europaea (tarantolino)
Lineage: Eukaryota; Metazoa; Chordata; Lepidosauria; Squamata; Sphaerodactylidae
Gene: PPP6R2
Product: protein phosphatase 6 regulatory subunit 2
Exons: 23
Coding region: 82-2847 (921 amino acids)
Cellular component (GO): cytosol; nucleus
Molecular function (GO): protein phosphatase regulator activity; protein phosphatase binding
Source: RefSeq, a predicted model, not a curated record